This is a messenger RNA of Sphaeroforma arctica JP610, 469 nucleotides long. RefSeq lists its product as hypothetical. The record is from RefSeq and is a predicted model, not a curated record. The annotation marks the transcript as partial. The transcript has a single exon. Lineage: Eukaryota; Ichthyosporea; Ichthyophonida.
AUGUUACGGCUACCAUUUGUCUAUAGACACGUCCCCAACUCGCAACCGGAGCCUGCUAUUGCCGAUACAAGCUCAUCGGACAGUAUACCACUCACAGAAACAGAUAUGUAUUCCAGGGCUGGCAGUCUAGGUAAUAUGCAGGCUUUAUCUGUAUUGGGACCCGAAACAGCCCAGCAGAUAGAGGCACUUGCACGGCAAAGGGGUUUUACAGUACCAGAUGAAGAAGAUGGAAGUGUAUCCGAUUAUAUAGCCCAGUUAAAUACGGAUGAUGAAUUCGAAGGGGAAGAUGCGGAUAGAGAUACAGCCCAAGAACAGGCCAGGAUCAACGCCAUGAUGAUCAAUAGGAUAUUUUUAGUACUCGUUAUAGCGUUUGUUCUGGCUGCGAUUGCUAUAGGUGUGGUGGUGCUGGUGUUGGGUACGGCGCCCACGUCCAGUAGUACAAAAUAUAGGCCGAAAGUGCUGUAUAACG